This is a messenger RNA of Cooperia oncophora, 546 nucleotides long. NCBI's taxonomy places the organism in Eukaryota, Metazoa, Nematoda, Chromadorea, Rhabditida, Trichostrongylidae. The record is from the annotation of a GenBank genome assembly.
AUGCCUGCAGUAUCAAGAAGGAAGAAGAGAUUCGCAAAUACUCAAACCUCGCAAUCGUUAGAUGUAAGCAUGUCACGAAGGGUUCAAAAGACUGAUGUCUCGCAACGGUCAAUGCGAUCGCAACGAUCCGAACUCUCUCAAAGGUCUCAAAAGUCAAUACUAGAGGAUGAUACCUAUAUGGAAACAAGGGAGGCUUCUAAGAGGUCAAACAAUCUCGCUUUGAUGAAGAAGUUUGUCGAAAUGAAUCCGCUAGGAAAAAAUAGAUAUAAGGAUGUCGGAUGUCUCGAUGCGACCAGAGUAAAGCUGGACUAUUACGGAGGAGAAGACUACAUCCAUGCCAACUACGUAGGCACACCUACCAGUUCGAGGCGGUUUAUUUGUACUCAGGGGGCAAAAAAGUGCUUUCAAUAUUUUCCCACAAGUGGAUCGCUGACAUUCGGUGAAAUCACGGUGACGUUUGCAGGCUCGACAAUGGUUUGUUUGAAAAGUUGCUUGUUUGCAGUCGCGAACGCGGUCUCAGUCCUAGUCUGUUGUUUCACUUCAUAG